Messenger RNA from Suricata suricatta (meerkat), 2226 nucleotides. It is a transcript of the gene KIZ, whose product is annotated as kizuna centrosomal protein. The coding region runs from base 30 to 2180 and encodes 716 amino acids. NCBI's taxonomy places the organism in Eukaryota, Metazoa, Chordata, Mammalia, Carnivora, Herpestidae. Gene Ontology annotation, cellular component: centrosome. The record is from RefSeq and is a predicted model, not a curated record. Gene Ontology annotation, biological process: spindle organization. The transcript has 13 exons.
GCGGCCUGCGCCCUGUUUACCCGCGGUGCAUGGUGGGGCGGUCGCCUAGGACAAACCGGCCACCCGACAGUCCCUUGGCGGUGCGGAGCGAGCGCGGAGGCGGCAGCAUGCGCCCGGCCUCCGCAUCCUCAGCGCCUCUGGUGAACCCCGAAUACUACGAGAGGCUGAGUCGCCUCCAGCACGGGCUGCGGGACAGUGAAAAAAAAAGACUGGACCUGGAAAGGAAACUUUAUGAGUAUAAUCAGUCUGAUGUCUGCAGAGUUAAGCUGAAGUAUGGGAAGCUAAAGAGAUACCUGAAAGAAAUAUGUGAAUCAGAAAAGAAGGCUCAUAUUCGAAACCGAGAAUAUUUAAAGCAGUUUGAGCGUGUCCAAGCUCAUGUUGGACAUUUUACUACAAAUACAGAGAAGCUUCAGGAACUGAAGACUGAAUAUGAGACUCAAAUUAAGAAGAUGCAGCUAUUCUCAAAAGAUAGUCCUGGAAUGAAAGGUGAACUGAAAGAUGAAGACAGAGAAAAGGUUGCAAGGCAGGCAGGAACUAACUCGGGGACAGCCAUGUCAAGAGGACUGUAUCAACCAGCAACAAUCUUUAUGGGCCGCCAAAUGUCAGCUGUCUCAAGCUUUGGAGGUUUCAGUACAGAGCAGAAAUCUCCCCAGCCCACAAAGAACUUUUCAAUUCCUGACCCACAUUCAUACCGACAGACAGCCCAGAGCGGUAAUGUGACAGACAGCUAUGUAGUACAAACUAAUAGUGACACACAGCGCUUAAAUAAGUCUGACAAAAUAGAUGGAAAGACGUCUCUUCAGAUGGGUGAGAAAACGCCAGUCACAGCCAGCGCAUUGUGUGAGGAGGAACAAACUCAUUGCUUGCAGAUAGGAAGCAGCACGCGUCACGGCGAGAGUAGUUUAUCUGAAGGCAAAAAGUCUGCUGAACUCCAUUCCCCGCUACGGGAAAGAUUAAGUCCAGAGAACAGAACCACUGAUUUAAAGUGUGACAGUUCCAGCAGAUCAGAAGGAUCAGAGGGAGAAAUACUGACACAGGAAUGUAUUGAAGUCAAAGAAGAAAGAGCCAGACCGCCAGUCUCUCCGCAGUCAGCCUCGGAAUACUGUGCGUCUGUAAAUAAGUGUUCUCAAGAGAAGGAUUCUGCUUGGGAAGGUUUCUCAGAUCCUCUUCCUCCCGGGGACCCAGAGUCACAGAAACCCUUCAGAAAAAUGCGGGCAGAGCAAGAGGAGAAAAGUUGCAGCAGCAGCAGCAGCAGCAGUGAUCUUACAGUCUCUGUAAGUGAAGAUGAUCUGAUUUUCGAGAGUCCAGAACCACAGCCAAAUUCGAGGGACACGACGGAAGGAGAAGAUGGAAUAGAGGCCUUAAAAUUAAUCCACACUGAGCAAGAACGAGAUGCCCUAUCCACCGAAAAACAUAAUUGUAUUUUGCAAACCCUAAGCUCUCCUGAUUCAAAAAAGGAAUCCACCACUAACUCACCAACAAGAGAAUCUGAACAAGCACCAGGUCAGCAUGUUGCCACCUUGAAAGAACAAGAUAAUUCUAUCAGAGAAGAAGUAGCUGAAGUUUUCCCAGUCAAAAAAGUGAACCAGACGACAAGGGCAGCAGCAUUAUUGAAAAAAGCCCCUACAGAAGAGUGUGAUGAUGGGUCAGCUCUUCACAGUAAUGAGUCAUCCUGCAGUGUGCCAUCUAUUCUGAAUGACAAUAGUGGAAGAAAGGAAGCAAAGCCCACUCUGUGGCUCAACAGUGUUUGUACAAGGGAACAAGAAGUUUCCAGUGGCUGUGGAGAUGAGAGCAGGGAAGAGAGCAUGGCGGCAAAGAUCCCCGUCACAGAAACAAAAGCCUACCAGUUGCUGAAGCAGUCUACCCUUCAGGAUAAUAUAAAUCGCACUGAAGACAGAAUCCAAAAAGCAGAUGUUUCUGGGUUACAACUGCCAGGUUUGAACAUUGGCAGCCGUACACUCAAGACAAAGACAGCUAACACUAUCGCCUCGGAGGCUAGUUUUUCAUCGAGCGAAGGAAGUCCUUUGUCAAGGCAUGAAAAUGAAAAGAAACUAACUACCAAUUUAGAGUCUAAAGCCUUUUGGGGUGAGUCUGACGACAGUAACUCAGAAAUUGAAGCUGCUUUACGCCCUAGAAACCUUAACACAUCCGCCGAUGACUUUGAUGAUUUUUAUGACUAAUAAGCAGUAACAAUCUUUGGAAAUAAAGUCAUUAAACAAACUAAAA